Cotesia congregata is the source of this 1581-nucleotide messenger RNA. Lineage: Eukaryota; Metazoa; Arthropoda; Insecta; Hymenoptera; Braconidae. The record is from the annotation of a GenBank genome assembly.
AUGAUGUCGAACCUUGCUGAGCAAAAUUUAACUGAGAAAAAAGAAGAAGGUUAUUCCCAUUCAGAGGCACAUUCAAUUCUUUUCACAUGGAAAAUUGAUCAGAUAGAUUCAUUUAUUAAAUCUGCCCGGGGGGAAGAAAAAACGAUUGACAUAGAUUCUCCAAAAUUUUCAACUGGUGCGAAAAUAAAAGAUUCUUGGCACUUACAACUUAGCAUUGAAAAAGAUGAUCAUGGUAAAUCAAAAGAUAAAUCAUGGGUAUCAAUUUAUUUAUAUUCACACAAUAAAAAGCUAGAAGUUCGAACAAAUUCAAAAACUGCGCUUGGUUGUCCCGCGUUUGUAAAAAUAGAUGAGUUGUUAAAAAAAAAAGAUGAAUUUUUUUCUAAUGAUAGUUUGACAGUUGGUGUUCAUCUCAUUGUCUACGAUGAUUAUGUGGCAACUAAUCACCCGAUAAAUAAAUUGGAAGCGUCCGUAUAUAAAUUAAGUGACGACUUUGGAGACCUUUUAGUUUCUAAGAAGAAAUGUGAUGUUAAAAUUCAAGUCGGUGGAAAAAUAUUUGACGCUCAUAAGAUCGUUUUAAGCACACGUAGCUGUGUCUUCGAUGCCAUGUUCUCACAUGAUAUGAAAGAGAACAAAAAAAAUGAAAUAACUAUACCAGAUGUUGAUCCUGAUGUUUUCGAGAAAGUUCUUGAUUACAUCUACACAGACAAAGUCGACGAUUUUAAGAUUUUUGCUGAGGAAUUAUUGCAAGUGUCUGAUAAAUAUCAACUUCUAGGACUUAAAGAAAUCUGUGAAGAAUCUUUGUCAGAAACAAUAUCUGUUGAAAAUUCUAUCAGGAUAUUGAUUUUAGCUGAUCUUCACAAUUCAAAAAGAUUGGUGGAAUUUGCUAAAAAUUAUAUAGUUACCGAGUUGGUGAAUUUAAAAGAUACAGAGGAGUAUAAAGCACUGGAAGAGUCUCAUCCAGCUUUGUUUAAACUCCGAGAAAUUGCUGACAAAUCCAAUAAUGUUGUCAUUAUUAAAGCAGAUCUCAAGGACUUCAAGGACUUCCCCCGCGUGGUCAAUGAGGUCAGCUCUCAAGUCGGAGAAGCCGGACUCAAUGUAUUGUUCAACAAUGCAGGAGUCGCUACCAAAUUCUCGAGGAUUGGGAUGGUCAAGGCCGAACAACUGACGGAAACUUUCCUGGUUAAUACCGUGGCACCGAUAAUGUUCACCCAGGCAUUCCUACCGCUGCUGAAAAAAGCUGCCGAGGGUAAGCAAGGAUUGGGAGUUCAUCGCGCAGCUGUAGUCAACAUGACAUCCAUAAUCGCCAGCAUCGCCGAGAACAAAAUGGGCGGAUUUUAUCCGUACAUGUGCAGCAAGACUGCUCUUAAUGCUGCUACCAAGUCAAUGAGCAUCGACCUGGAGCACGAUGGGAUCCUGGUAGCUUGCAUGCACCCCGGGUGGGUCAAAACUGACAUGGGGGGAGCCAAUGCUCCUCUGGAUGUUGAGUCCAGCUGCAGAGAUAUGGUCAAAACUAUUUUGGGCCUCUCUGAGAAAGAUAAUGGAGCUUUUCUUCAACAUGAUGGGUCUACAUUACCUUGGUUG